GUUUAAGCUGUUUUCCAUGUGAAUCAUUACAGUGAUUCACACUCUGCAUUUACAUUAAUAAUUUAAACAGAUUGUCUGCUGGAUCAAUUCCUUAUCAAUACCAGUCUUCUUGAAAUAAAGCAGUGGCAAGUUGGAUGAAAUGUCUGUGCUUCAUAUGAACACUUCUGAAAACUAUAAAUAAAAUAUGUUAAGUUAAAUAUUUGUCUAAUGUGUUUUUCCUGUUUUUGCAUAGAAAAUUGACCAGAAUACUCUUACCAUUUUUUCUCUCCCAAGUAAGCCCCAGUGAGUUUAGUAAGAUUAUUUCUGACAAGUGUCUGGAAGUAACUUGUCAAGCUUUUGUUUAAAGAAGUAGUUCUUCUUGCUGUUUGUAUUGUUCUCCUUUUGUUUCUACUGUGGCUCAAACAGUUGGUUAUUUAAUAACAAGAUUGAUGCUGAGGUUGUUUCUAUGGUAGCCAUAGUUAUCACGUGGAUAGAAAAUGUGGUUAAAUCUUCUGAACGGGCACAGACAGCAAAACAAACACCACCAGGGUGUUGACCAUUUCCUAUGCUAUCCAAAGCUAAACAAUAUACGUAUAUAUUUGCCUGGUACUACCCUUUGAAAAUGCACUUGUUCUAACUUACAAACAAAUUUAUUUUAAGAACAAACUUACAGAACCUAUCUUGUUUGUAACUUGGGGACUGCCUGUAGACAAUUAUCAUCAGGCUGUGUGUAUAAGAUAUAUAUGAAACAUACAAACAUACAUGUUUAGACUGGCCCCAUCUCCAAGGUACCUUGUUAUGUAUAUUAAUUAAUUAACAUACUGCUCUUCUCCCCCGGGGGGGACCCAAAAACAGAUAUUCCAUUGUCUGAAACAAAAUCAAAAUGCAAAAUAUUUCUGGCCCUUACCAUUGGAAAUAUUGGGUGGACUUUUGGGAGAGGAAAUCCAAAGUCUUCCCUAGAACUAGCCAGUUUUGAUUUAUGGUAUUUCAAGGUUUUCACUGAGAUAUAUUUUGAAACAAUACAGCUUCUUAAAAAUUGGAGAACUUUUUUCUGCCGUAUAUGCAGUGGGUUAAACUGCUGGACUUGCUGACUGAAAGGUUGGCGGUUUGAAUCCAGGGAGCAAGGUGAGCUUCCGCUGUUAGGCCCAGCUUCUGCCAACCUAGAAGUUCAAAAAUAUGCAAAUAUGACUAGAUCAAUAGGUACCGCCUUGGCAGGAAGGUAACAACACUCCAUGUAGUCAUGCUGGCCACAUGACCUUGGACGUGUCUACAGACAACACUGGCUCUUUGGCUUAGAAAUGGCGAUGGGCACCAAUCCUGAGAGUCAGACACAACUAGACUUAAUGUCAGGGAAAACCUUUACUUUUACCUAUCCUUUUUAAAACUUAAGAUAAAUAAAAAAAUAAUAGAGGGUAUGUUAGGGAAUACUGGUUUUGGUGUAUUAUUGUAAAGUAAAAAGAUGACAGAAAAGAUAAAUUAUGAUUGGUAUUACCUUGAUUGCAAUUUGCUACUGUAGCCUAAACACAAGAAUUAUUCAAUCUGUAAAUUUGGCUGUGGAACUCUCUGCCCUGCACUGUGGUGGAAGAUCCUUCUUUGGAGGCUUUUAAGCAGAGGCUGGAUGGCCAUCUGUCAGGGCUGGAUGGCCAUCUGUCAAGAUUUUCCUGCUUCUUGCAGGGGGUUGGACUGGAUGGCCCAAAGAGGUCUCUUCCAACUCUACGAUUCAAAAAAAAAGUGUAAUUUCAAGAUGGAAAGUACUCUUUUACCUAAUGAAACCUGACAUUUAAAUCUGAUUUUAGAGCCCAGAGACCUGUAUCUAAGCAGUGUUAUCAUUUAACUGAACAGAAUUGGCUGUUGAGUCAGUUCCCUGGGGCAGAAAUAUUUUUCAGAGAGCCAGAUCAGAAAGUUACGCCGCACCAACAAUAUUGGAAGAAGCCCUAGGCUGGGCUGCUUUUCUUGCACAACAACAUGUCUUCUCGUAAUCCUGUAAAGCAAGGAACAUUAUGUGAUUUGAACAAUUUAUUUUUAAUAGUUCUAUGUUUAAUUCUGUUUUAGUGUUUAUAUAUUGUGGGUUUUAAAUUGUAAAUUGUAUUGUUUUUAGCAUUGUAGUCACGUUGAGUCUCCUAUAAGAGAGAAAAGUGGGAUAUGCUGAUUGAAGCAUAUCAUAAAGAAAUAAAAGUUCUUCACGAAAAUAGACAUAUUUAACUAAAUCUUUGAAAUGUUACUUUUUUGGACUGUUAUCUCCCAGAAUCCCUCACUCACAGGGCUGCUGGAUAGGGAAUAAUGGGUGUUGAGGUCCAACAAGCAUAUUUUACAAAGUCCCACUCUAUUUUGCGAUUUCCAAAUUUUAGAGAAAGUUGCUUGAACCUAGAAGAAAGAUUUCCUGGAACCAGGGUUGUACUGAAACUAAUGUCUGUCAGUUUUAUAACUUUUAUUGAGAACACAAUAUAUAUGCAGCUAUCUACAUAUGUAAACUCUCGCUGUACUUGCACUGUAGAAUUAAUGCGAUUUGACACUACUUUAACUGCCAUGGCUCAAUAUUGUAGAAUACUGGGAGUUGAAGUUUUAUAAUGUCUGUAUCCUUAUCCAAAGAGUGCCUUACCGAACUGCAAAUCCCAGGUUUCCAGCACAUUGAGCCAUGGCCGUUAAUGUGGUGUCAAACCGCAUCAAUUUUUGUCCACAAUGUGAUACUAAUGAAAAUAAGUCUCUACCAGUAAUUAUGCAUUUACACCAUUUUCAAACCCAACUCCUAAAAUCUUCAUAUUUGUGGCAUACUGACAAAAGCUUGUUUGAGAACAGACACAUCCUAUCGCUCCUGUUUCAUGCUAUAAAUGUUGGAUUAUCUAGCAAUCAUGCAUGCAUUUUCAAUGUGGUUAGUUGUGUUUGUUGUGUUAGUUGCUUAGUAACCUGAAGCCAAAGCUGCAUUCCAGAGUUGAUGGCACCAUUUUAGGGGUUUUGCAUGUGAUGUGGGAAAUGGGAGGAGUAUACUUCCUGGAGACAUAAAGGAAGUUACAUAUGCCUUUAGAAUUUGGAGCAUAAAAGGGGAGACUUUCUUUUGUUCUCUCUCUUCCUGCCUCUUCCUGCUCUUCCUGCUUCUUGAUCCUGCCAUGCUGAUGUUACUUCUUGUUAAGAGAUAUGUAGUAUCCUGAACUGUAUUCUUUUGGAACUAAGAUGUUUUACCUGUAUGACCAUCAUCAUACAAGAUUGCAAAAGCGGGUGGGGCGAGCUGUCACUCUGCUCGCCUGCGCUGUCAGGAGCCGAGUCUUGCGCCAGUCAGUCUCUGACCCUCCGCCAUUCGCCCGCUUCCUCCCGGCCAUGUAUCUCUGCAGGGUGGCCUGGCAGAGCCUCGCCUCUCGCCUCACGCGAGCCGCUCCUGUCCUCCGUGGACAAGCACCCUUCCGCCAGAUGUCUGGAAGUGUUCCUGGUUCUUCUGGAGAGAACAUCAUCUACUAUCUGCUGGUUAUUGGUGCGGCUGGUGCAGGUGGUUUUUACGCCUAUAGAACAAUUUCUUCUGACAAAGCCAGAUACAAUGAGCGGGUUGAAGAAAUUCAGCAACGAUCUACCGCAGAAUGGAAACCAAAACCCUGGCCUCCUCAGUCCUUAGAAAAUGAGGAAACAGAUGCUAAAGAAGAAGUUCCUGAAGCAAGUGAAGAGGCAAAGGAUGCUGUUGAGAAGGGUGCAGAAGAAACUGAAACCAAAGAAGAGGACGAAGCAAUAACUACAGAUGAAGCUCAGGUACAGAAUCCAACAAAUACUGAAUCUACCAAAGUGGAAAAAGAAGAAAAUUCACCCACUGAAGAGGCUUCUCCUGCUGUACAAGAAACUGCUGCUUCUGGUUCAGGCACAGAUGAAACUCAAGGUUAAUGGAAUGUAAUGAUAUUUUUGCCUUCUACCACAGGAAAGCACUAUUGUGUUCUUAAUAACAAAGGAAGUAUUCCAAACUGAAUGCAUUUAAAAUGUCAGGGUUCAGUAUUAGAUUCAAGAUUCUUGAUUGCAUCUAGUACAAGAAAGUCUUCAGUGUUGUAUCUGGUGGUGGGCUCCUAAUUUUCUUCCAGAAGGAAUCAUGGCUAGCCAAUAUGUCUUAAAUAGAAUGCAUGGUUAUGUUUCCUUUCCUAAAUUCACAACCUUUAAGAUACUAUCUAGAUAGGUACUCUAGCUCAUUCCAUAUAUAAAUACUCGGAAAUCUUGGUAGCUAUGGUCUCCCAAAAACCAUUGCAUAUUUGAGGAAUUAAAAUGAAUAAAUAAGGGAUUUAUUUUGAUUGUAGGCAAAUAUUGUAUUUCUGGAAAAAAUAGGUAUUUUUAUAAAUAUGUAUUUGGAAAUAUAUCAGAUAACAUUAUGAUGUUCUUCUCUGACUUUUGGUGCAGAGAAAUGCAUAAUUCAGUAUGAACUGUAAAAACUAUGAUCAAAUCAGACCCUUUUGAAAUAAUCUUGUUGGCUGUGAUUCAGCAACCGAAGCUUUGGAAAGGUAUUUUCUAAAGCUGUGGCUGCAAUCUGACAAUAGACAAUAUUUCCUUUAGAAUGCCUUCAAGACUAAAUCAUUAAGAACUAGAUGAGUAAAAGGUAGGGCAGAAGUGCAAAUCAAGUAGCCCUCAGGUAUGUUGAACUGCAAUAAGAAUAUAGAUCUUUGUCAGUUUUGUUCUUGCAAGCAAGAACAUUUUUUCCCACUCAUUGUAAGAAAGUAGUGGGCAACUUCACUGAUUUCAAAAUACAAUUUGCAGUUUGUAACUUAAUCUGAGCAAAACAAUUAUGCACUUUUGUAAAGACAAUCCUGUUUUCUAUGCAAUAAACCCACAUGCACUUUCCCACACAGAAUGAGUCUCAAACUGUGAAGAUUUUCAAGCACUUCUCAUCAGGAUUCCCCAACACUUGGAACAUUCAGAUUUCUUUACCACAUUCCUAAUAUUUUCAAUACAUUUUUGUCCCAAAAUUGCAAUGCUCAGCAUUCUUCGCAUGUGGUUAUGCUGGCCAGGGCUUUUGAUAAUUGCAGUCCAACAACAUCUGGAAGGUCACACGAUUCCCACCUUUCAUCUAGGGCAGUGGUUCUCAACCUGUGGGGCCCCAGGCAUUUUAGCCUACAACUCCCAGAAAUCCCAGCCAGUUUACCAGCUGUUAGGAUUGCUGGGAGUUGAAGGCCAAAACAUCUGGGGACCCAUAUGUUGAAAACCACUGAUUUAGGGGUCAAAUCCAAUUGUUAGUCUCAAUCACAUUAGACUAGUUGAAAUAAAAGGUCUUGUGUAUUUGUUACGAAAUCUUUUUCAGUUUAAUCAUACUAACAAAAGGAUGUUAGACCCAUUGUAUCUGUAUACCAUACUUCAAAUAUAAUCUUAUUUCCCUACUGGUACCCUUGAUUUCACCUACUCAUCUCCAAAAAACGUUUUCUAUAGGCAUUUCUAAAUCCUCUAGCAUAAUUGUAUGGUAUGCUUCCACUGCAAGUUCACCAUAGACUUGUGAAGGAGCUAGAAUUUCUAGAGAAGUGUUUUCUAUAAAUGUAUUAUCUGCAGUUUCACAUUGAGGAGCUGCAGUAGCACAAUGGGUUAAAUCCUUGUGCGGGCUGAACUGCUGACCUGAAGGUUGCUGGUUCUAAUCUGGGUGAUCUCCCGUCUGUCAGCUUUAGCUUGCAGGGACAUGAGAGAAGCAUCCCAACAGGAUGGCUAACACAUCCAGGCGUCCCCUGGGCAAUGUCUCUGUAGACAGCCAAUUCUCUCACACCAGAAGCGACUUGUAGUAAGUUCUCAAUUUGUUUCUGACACAAUAAUUUUUUUUUCAUAUUUCCAUGGUGAGUCCAGGAACAUAUCCUUCACAGAUAAAGGGGUUGUAAUGUAUUUUGAUCUAUGUAAUACUGUAAUUGGAUUCAGGCCUAGAUUUUUUCAUUCACCUGGAAUGGUAAUGGGCUGACAGCUUAGCACACAUGCUUAGCCAUCCCAGCUGUAUUCAGUAUUAGGUCAAUUGUAAAAUGAAUUUAGUGCAACCCAUUGCUUAUCAUUUUUCAUAAUAAAAGAUCUGAUUAAAAAUGAAAUAGCAUUUCCACAAUUGUAUUCUGAGGCUUAAUAUAAUAUUUGGAAUCAUUUUUUCUUAAAAUCAAAUAAAUUUGCUGUAUUGAGAUCUAUUUCCUUUCCCUGCCUUGUCCAAUAUUUCAGGACUUUGAGGUACGAUGUCAAGAAAAUAAGGAUUCUAUUCCAUGGAAAGUUACCAUUUUAAAAUUAAAAACAAACACUUUGGAGUUUUAAAUUAAAGAAAAUGUAUUAACACCCAAACAUCCAUAUAAUUUUAAUAUUUUUUUAAAAAAAACAAGAUAUUGCAAACAUUGAUUUAGGUAAGUGUUGAUUGUUUUAAUCAGGUUUUCAUUUAUCUUUUAAUUCUCCAGUUUUCUAUUCAGAAGCUUCUAUUUUCAAAAAUGCAAAAAAUGUUGCUCCUAACAUAAUCAGUCAAUUUAUUAAAAAAAAUAGCUGUCUAACAUUGAGUGAGAAAGUUGGUACAUCUAGCUUAAUUCUGCUAUUGUUUCGGGAGUCAGGAUGUGGAGAACCUGGAAAUGGGAUGUGAAAUGAUGUUAAUGAAACAUUCCAAAGCAUUUGAAUUAUAUUAAAACUCAUGAUUCACCACUUUACUAUUAGUGGCCACUUCCCCUCUUUCAUAACAGUCCCAAAGUUAGAGGGAUUUCCCUUUCACCUCUUUUGGGGUUUAGCAAAGAUUUCAGCGGCUGUGGAUUGUUAUGUGAAUGAAAAGCUCGACAGCGUAAGUAUGUGAAUGUGAAGUGCUUCCAUAUAUCCAGGAAGCUGGAAUGUUGUUUGGAGCCUUCAUCUUAAAACAGUAAAAGGAAUAUACAGUAGCUGGGAAAAUUACAAGUCUCAGCAAGGUUAGAUCCACUGAAUUAGUGGGAUUUAUAAAAGUGUUGAAUUGGCCUUCAGCAAUUUGGUUCAGUGAGUCUGUUGUAGUUAAGGCUAACAAGCAGAUUUUUGUCUGAACAUUUGAAAUGCUCCAGCUAGCACACAUAAGGUACAUCAGUUGUGGGUUUUAUAACAUUUUGAUUUAAUUUAAUAGACUAUGACUACUAAAAUAUAUUUUCUACCUUUUCAAACAGAGUUUUAGAAAGAUUUCAGGAAUGUGAAUUAUGUAUAAAAUAUGUGGAAUACAUAUAUAUAAUCUAUAGAAUAUAUUAAAGAAGUACUCAUUGAGAAAAAUACCUCUGUUUAAAAGUAGCAUUUUCCUACUUUUGAAAUGGAAAACAUUUUUUUACUGCGGAUACAGCUGGCAUGCUAACACAGUAAUAUUCUUCUACUGCACUGUAAUGUUUUUAUAUCAAUAAAGACUUGCUUCCCUGUUAAUCUUUUCCAUGUAGAGUAAUGAGUAUAAACAGAAUAAAACUGAAUGCUGGGUUGAUGUUUUGCCCACUGUUUCCUCAAUAAAAGCCCUUGUAUUUCAAAUUAA
This is a messenger RNA of Anolis carolinensis (green anole), 7402 nucleotides long. It is a transcript of the gene mgarp, whose product is annotated as mitochondria localized glutamic acid rich protein. Gene Ontology annotation, cellular component: mitochondrial outer membrane; mitochondrion. Bases 3148 to 3840 code for a protein of 230 amino acids. Lineage: Eukaryota; Metazoa; Chordata; Lepidosauria; Squamata; Anolidae. Gene Ontology annotation, biological process: anterograde axonal transport. The transcript has 5 exons. The record is from RefSeq and is a predicted model, not a curated record.